This is a messenger RNA of Lampris incognitus (smalleye Pacific opah), 594 nucleotides long. RefSeq names its product guanylate cyclase activator 1B (gene guca1b). Bases 1 to 594 code for a protein of 197 amino acids. Gene Ontology annotation, biological process: visual perception. Lineage: Eukaryota; Metazoa; Chordata; Actinopteri; Lampriformes; Lampridae. The record is from RefSeq and is a predicted model, not a curated record. Gene Ontology annotation, cellular component: cone photoreceptor outer segment; photoreceptor inner segment. The transcript is spliced from 4 exons. Gene Ontology annotation, molecular function: calcium sensitive guanylate cyclase activator activity; calcium ion binding.
AUGGGUCAGCGUCUAAGUGAGGAUAGUGACCCAGACAAGGAAAUUGAUGUGGCGGAGCUGCAGGAGUGGUACAAAAAAUUUGUGGUGGAAUGUCCGAGUGGAACCCUCUUCAUGCACGAGUUCAAGAGUUUUUUCGGCGUCACGCAUAACAAGGAGGCUGCAGAUUACAUUGAAAACAUGUUUAGAGCCUUUGACAAGAAUGGGGACAAUACAAUUGAUUUUCUGGAGUAUGUGGCAGCCUUGAACUUGGUCUUAAGGGGCAAGUUGGAGCACAAGUUAAAAUGGACGUUCAAAAUGUACGACAAGGACGGAAGUGGAUGCAUUGACAAGACAGAGCUUCUUGAAAUUGUUGAGUCGAUAUAUCGACUGAAGAAAGCUUGUCAUGGAGAGCUAGAUGAAGAAUGCAAUCUGCUGACCCCAGACCAAGUGGUGGACCGGAUAUUUGAGCUGAUGGAUGAAAACGGAGAUGGAGAGCUCUCUUUGGAUGAAUUUAUCGAUGGGGCACGAAAGGACAAGUGGGUGAUGAAGAUGCUGCAGAUGGAUGUUAACCCUGGGGAGUGGAUCAACGAACGACGACGCAGUGCGAAUUUCUAG